AUGAUGACUAUGAGCUCCAUAUCAGACACUUUAGUAACGUCCGAUCCGUCCAAAUCUGCGUUUUUGGAGUUCGGUGGACACAGCUACCCUGGACACCCUGGACAUCAACAACCUUCGCCAGGCUUAUCCCACAACCAUUAUCCGGUCCACGGACUGCACGCUGUCGGACCCUCGCAGCACGAUGGGCCCUUCUCCUCCGGGGCUUCCUCUUACGGUCGCCCGCUGGGAUACCCACCCUACCACAGUCCAGUGAGCGCGCAUCACCCCGGUGCCUACCUGCCUUAUCAGCACGGGGGUCACACCAGUCUCGGACACACCAGACUGGACGAUGCGGAGCAUGAGAAGCCCACAGCGGUGAUAGAAAAUGGAGAAGUGAGGCUCAAUGGAAAAGGGAAAAAGAUCAGGAAGCCUCGGACCAUCUACUCUAGCCUGCAGCUACAGGCACUCAACCAGCGCUUCCAGCAAACCCAGUACCUCGCCCUGCCCGAGAGGGCCGACCUGGCUGCCAAACUGGGCCUCACGCAGACACAGGUGAAAAUAUGGUUCCAAAAUAAACGAUCUAAAUACAAGAAGAUCAUGAAGAACGGGCCCUGUGGACCCGAGGGAGAACACCUUGCCCCUCCACCACCAGCCUCCUCCUCUCCGUGUUCUUUGUGGGAUAUCAGCAUGGCUGCCAAAGGUGCACCGGUGCACUCAGGAGGAUAUGUGAACAAUUUUGGACACUGGUAUCCCGGACACCAGCAGGAACCCAUGCCAAGAACUCAGAUGAUGUGA
Pelmatolapia mariae (spotted tilapia) is the source of this 774-nucleotide messenger RNA. Its product is annotated as homeobox protein Dlx4a-like. Gene Ontology annotation, molecular function: DNA-binding transcription factor activity, RNA polymerase II-specific; RNA polymerase II cis-regulatory region sequence-specific DNA binding. The transcript has 3 exons. Gene Ontology annotation, biological process: embryo development; negative regulation of transcription by RNA polymerase II; cell differentiation. NCBI's taxonomy places the organism in Eukaryota, Metazoa, Chordata, Actinopteri, Cichliformes, Cichlidae. Bases 1 to 774 code for a protein of 257 amino acids. The record is from RefSeq and is a predicted model, not a curated record.